Messenger RNA from Magallana angulata, 1913 nucleotides. RefSeq lists its product as uncharacterized. The transcript is spliced from 2 exons. Gene Ontology annotation, molecular function: ubiquitin-protein transferase activity; zinc ion binding; protein binding. Gene Ontology annotation, cellular component: nucleoplasm; chromatin. NCBI's taxonomy places the organism in Eukaryota, Metazoa, Mollusca, Bivalvia, Ostreida, Ostreidae. The coding region runs from base 148 to 1815 and encodes 555 amino acids. Gene Ontology annotation, biological process: positive regulation of DNA-templated transcription. The record is from RefSeq and is a predicted model, not a curated record.
ACCUGCAUGUGUUUGAACGAGAAUGGUUACUAAAUCUUUGAAUCCGCCACUUUACCUGUAGCGAAUCACGUGAUGUCACACAGGUAUACAGACCAGGAAGUACUGACAAGUUUUUGACUCGCCAUGUUGGAUUAUCAUUAAGGGUCAAUGAACAUGGACCCCGUUCGUAAUUGGGCCCAAGAUGUGUUACGGUGUCAUCUCUGUGAGACCCCGGUUCCCCCUCUGUACUGUGACAUUUGUAAAAAGCAUGUAUGUAAAGCUUGUGUAGGGGAACAUUUCUCAGAUGAAUCCACAGCACACAAAGUGGUGCCAUUUAAAAGUUUGGGAUCCGCUACAACAUGUCAAAAACAUUCAUCCAAAAUAUGUGAACUAUACUGCGAACAAUGUAACAUUCCUAUCUGUUUCCAAUGCAUUUCCUCUGGAGAGCAUGAACAACACAAAAAAGUUAACAUUUUAGAAAAUUUUGAGUCCAAAAAAGCAGUUUUAAAAAGAGAUUUACAAGAAUUAGAGGAAUCUAUUGAUCCUAAAUACCGAGAGAUUGCAAUAAACAUUUCUGAUCAGAAAACUGAUCUAAAUAAAAAUUCACGGAAAUUAAAAAUAGCUAUCGACAAACAUGGAGAAGAUUUGCACAGAGAAAUAGACAUCAUGAUCCAGAAACUAAAAUCUGAUCUGCAUGAAAUAGACUCUAAACAUCUGGUCGUCUUAACUAAACAGGAAAAUGAUAUAAAAAGUACUAUUUCUGAAAUCACAGAAAUCAUUUCUGAUCUAAAGAAGCUACUUAACUCCGAUAAUGUCAGCAUUGUCUCUGCUUAUAAAUCCAGGAAUGUUGAGUUCAGAAGAUUGCCACCAAAACUCACGGUUUCCUUACCAAGUUUUACCGCUCAUAAAAUUAACAGAGAACAGCUUUAUCAGCAGUUUGGUUCUCUGACAGAGUCAUCCAUCAAAACAGAAGAACAUGGCUACACCAUGGAUUCUCCCGGUGCUGAGUCCUCUCCCCCGAACAGACCGCUCAUUGAAGUACCACGGAUAAUCACAGAGAUAAACACUGAGCAAGGAGGAUUCGAAAGUGUGUCCUGUCUCAGUGAUGAGGAGAUAUGGACGUGUGGUGACGAAAAUAUCAUAAGACUCUAUAACCUCCGUGGGGAACUAGUGAAGUCAGUCCGAACCAAGUCAGGGAACGUUCCAUGGAACAUAGCAGUGACAAGGAGUGGGGAUCUGGUUUAUACUGAUUACGAUGAUAGAUCUGUUAACAUAGUUAAGAAAACGCAUAUUCAGACAGUGAUCAGGGUACGAGGGUGGAGAGCUUACCGUGUCUGUAGUUCCUUCUCUGGUGAUCUCCUGAUUCUUAUGAACAGCGAUGAUAAACAAGUUAAAGUAGCACGCUACUCAGGCUCAACAGAAAAGCAAUCUAUUCAAUUCAAUGACAAUAGAGAACCUCUUUUUUCACCGAGUGGUUUCAUCAAAUACAUUUGCGAGAACAGAAACCAAGAUAUAUGUGUGUCUGACCGUAAGGCCAAAUCAAUAUUGGUUGUAAGUCAGGCCGGGAAACUCCGGUUUACCUAUAAAGGUCCUACCUUUACAACCAAGGGAUCAUUUAUUCCAUGCGGCAUCACAACAGAUAGCCAGGGUCGGAUCCUAACAGCAGACUGGGACAACGACCAUAUCCACAUCCUGGAUCAGGACGGACAGUUCCUCCACUACAUUGACAACUGUCAUUUACAGCGUCCAUGGGGUUUAUGUGUGGAUUCCAGAGACAACCUCUUUGUGGCUGAGAACUACACAGGUAUAGUGAAGAAAAUCCAGUAUAACCAUUGAAAAGAAGUAUGGAAAACACUUUAAAUAAGCAUGUGUGCAUCACAUGUAUUGAACAUAUUAUAUAUACUAUGAAAUGAUUAAACAGAUGUAUGUAUUUG